Molecule: messenger RNA, 774 nt
Organism: Brenthis ino (lesser marbled fritillary)
Lineage: Eukaryota; Metazoa; Arthropoda; Insecta; Lepidoptera; Nymphalidae
Source: the annotation of a GenBank genome assembly
AUGUCUCAUGAUAAUAACAAAACUUUGGAUAUAUGUCAGAGUGAAAUUCAAAAUAAUAUGAAAGAUAUUAAAAAUGAAAUUGAUCAUAUAAUGACGAAACAUAUAGGAACGGAUUAUUUGUACAAACAUGAAGUUGUGUGGAAAAAUAAUUCCGUUUAUAUUUGGUGUCGCGACCAUCGCCUCCACCAUCGUUACUCAGACACAGACGCCGACCCUCACAAUUCCAAAAGAGGAUUCUUCUUUAGCCACAUAGGUUGGUUAAUGUGCAGAAAGCAUCCAUAUGUAAAGGCUCUUGGAAAACGUAUCGAUAUGAGUGACUUGGAAUCUGACUGGAUGGUCAUGUUUCAAAAAAAGAAAUUGCAACCUGUGGAAUCUUGGUUCGUGUCAUUCAUAUCUUUGGGUGAAGGCUGGCACAAUUAUCACCAUACAUUUCCUUGGGACUACAAUGCAGCAGAAAUGUCGAUGCAUUUUAAUAUAUCGGGAUCCAUUAUUAGAUUAUUUGAAAAACUCGGCUUAGCUUAUGACUUGAAGAGCGCUGCUUCAGAAAUGGUUGUAAGACAUAUUCUGAAAUCUGGCGAUGGAACUCACUACCGUCUAGGCAACGACGAGGCCAAGAAAGCUGUCACUGCUAUAGGAAUAUUACAUCCAUUGAAUCCAUCCUACAACGUGACUUAUAAAUCACCUAAUAUUGUACUAGGAGAAAAAAGCAAUCCUUUGGACCAUGAAAAUGAUGUCAUUCAAAUUAAUUUGCUCAAAAGAAAUUAUCCCACAGCU